This is a messenger RNA of Knipowitschia caucasica, 975 nucleotides long. The record is from the annotation of a GenBank genome assembly. Lineage: Eukaryota; Metazoa; Chordata; Actinopteri; Gobiiformes; Gobiidae.
AUGGUUACUCGCUGCGGAACUCAAACCCAAAGGACUGGUUUCAAGUCGGACGCGUUUAACGGUUGCACGCUGUUAGUUAGAAAUGUUACUGUGACCCAAGUGAGGGAGAAAAAGAGAUGGAUGAAAGCCUACACGUAUCUCAUGGCGAAGAAACUGAAGCUGGAAGGGCCACCGCCUCCAAAACCACGCUCCCAGAAACCUAACUGGGAUUACCAUGCUGAGAUCCAAGCUUUCCAGAACCAGUGUGAAAGGAGACAGGAAUUGGGCGUGGACUCUGAGUUGACUGCGCUUGCUCUGAAGGAUAAUCUUGAGCUUUGUGACAGAGGAGAAGAAAUCACAAGAACAUUUGUUGCUGACUGGUGCAGGGCCAGCUUCCCUAGCUUGCCCGACGACGGGGUGCAGAGUGUUGUUGAAUAUCUUGCUGGUAAAAGCACUAUCUCCUACGUUGCCAAAAACCUAGGGAUUGAAGAUCUCACCAUGAGUGCAGAUUUUCCUAUACCAGAGGAGGUCCUCUAUUCUACAUUCAUGGCAGUGAUAGGAGCCCUCCAGGAGAGCAGUGGGGCAGAACGGGCAGGCUUUUUCCUCAGGGAUUUCCUGGUUACACAAAUGAUUGGAAAGGACCUAUUCGAUGUAUGGACUGUUGUGAAUCCUAUGGGCCUUCUAGUAGAGGAGCUUAAAAAUAAGGAUAUUCCUUUACCAGAACCCCGUCUAAUAAGGUCUGCAGGAGCCAGCACUGUCCUUCCUCUCUACUUUGUUGGCUUGUACAGUGAAAAGAAACUUUUGGCUCAGGCUCCAGGAGAGUCUCUAGCUGCAGCAGAGGAGGAGGCUGCUCGGGUCGCACUAAGACAUAUGACGCCUCCUCUCUGGCUCGAACUCCUUGUUGGAGAAGACGCCGAGGCCGCCUCCCCUGAGCUCCCAGCCCCUCUCUCUGAAGCCGGGCGUUCCGAUCCACAGCUCCCCGGGUCCUCUGGCUAG